Bipolaris zeicola 26-R-13 is the source of this 1410-nucleotide messenger RNA. RefSeq lists its product as uncharacterized. The coding region runs from base 1 to 1410 and encodes 469 amino acids. NCBI's taxonomy places the organism in Eukaryota, Fungi, Ascomycota, Dothideomycetes, Pleosporales, Pleosporaceae. The record is from RefSeq and is a predicted model, not a curated record. The transcript has a single exon.
AUGCCGGCUUGUCGGCUACACGUCCAUGGACUAGAUUUCCACAGCCUCCAUCAACAGGAUAUCCUUCAAGAUAUUGAGGAAUCUGAUUACAUGCUAGCGACUUCUCCGUGUUUGUAUAACGUCAGUGUUCUCUACUCCAAGUAUGAUGCGAGUGGUUGGGCAAACUACAACAGAGAGGCCACAUUGCAAUUGUCGGCUGGGCUAGCACCCAACCUGAAGCACGUCUGUAUGUGGGACAAUACACCACCACCAUCCGGGGAAAUUAUACGACAGAGGCCCAAGCGACCCCAAUGGCAGGGAUUUCAUCCUCAGUCAGAUGGCGAAUGGUGUGAGAUACCCCAAGCUAAAGGUCAAAUUCAGGAUCUUGCUAUCAACGCCCUGUACGAAGUUUCUGGAUUAGAGUUGGCCUCUUGGGAGUGCCACACUGAUUUCUCUAUGCUGCGAUCUCUCCAGCUUGAAAGACUGAUGGAGUUGGAUGUUCUUAAAAGAUUAGCUGAUCUUGCAGAACAAGAUGGGCUCUCGCGCUUGAGAUCUCUGAGUCUACCAGCUAUCUCCGGUGAAUACGUGGAUCGUGUCGAUGCUGAAUCAAUAAUGACACGGCUCUGUGCAUCACUGCACCCUUUGGUCGAGCUUGGAAUGGUUGCGCCUGGACCCAUGAGCUUCGAGGCAAUACUUGAACGCCACGGCCACGGUCUACAAGUGCUUUGUAUCGAAGACUUCAUUCUUUCAGCACACCAGGUCAUCCAGCUGCGAGAUUCAUGCCCGAGAAUCAGAAAGCUGAGCAUUGAAAUGCUACGCUCUGCAGAUGAUCAUGUCGAGGUUCGAAUAUACCAGACCCUGGGCUCUAUGCGAUACCUGGAAAACCUAUCACUAAUGCUCAAAUGUACUGACUAUCGUGAGGAUGACGGGCCAGAUGCCCCUUGCAUCCUUGGGAUGCCUUCGAACGACGAAGAAGAUCAAAAAGCGAUGGCAAUCGCCAUCCGCAAAGUUUUCAUCAACGCUGCUGUAGAUGAGAGUCUUGCACGAUCCAUCUUUCGACAAAUUUUGGCAACUCAUGCCUCGGUUAAAGCUGGCCUGCCUCCAAAGCUGGAUCUCAUACGUUUGCGGGUAGGCAGAGUAUCGGUACUUAACGACCAAAGGAUGGGCAUGGGUUUCGAAGGCGUUCUUGAAUGGAUAGCGAGAAGCUGGAUAUGCAGGCGUGACCCUCGAGACACACACCAAGACGAUGUCAAGAUUGAAGAAAUCAACAGUGACACCAGACUCCGCAAUAGCGAGCUGCUUGAAGAUGACAUGGAUGAAUUGAUGGAAAGCGAACAGUUUGCAGAUAUUUGGAAAUCCAUAUGGCCAGAGACAGGAGCAGGUUGGAAAGAAGAGUGGCAGAGUAUUCCGCUUACUAAUAUAAAAGACUAG